Molecule: messenger RNA, 1740 nt
Organism: Eublepharis macularius
Lineage: Eukaryota; Metazoa; Chordata; Lepidosauria; Squamata; Eublepharidae
Gene: MALL
Product: mal, T cell differentiation protein like
Exons: 4
Coding region: 48-524 (158 amino acids)
Biological process (GO): myelination
Cellular component (GO): membrane
Molecular function (GO): structural constituent of myelin sheath
Source: RefSeq, a predicted model, not a curated record
UAAUCAAGGACAACAGAGCUGGAACUACUGCUGUUCAGACUUCAGAAAUGGCUAGCAAAAGUUCAAUGCCAUCUGCCUGCCCAGUACCUGAAGAUAUACCUUCUGGACUAGACAUUUUUAGAACCAUACCGUAUGCCUUGAUUCUGCCAGAGCUGAUCUUUGGCUGCUGGGUUUGGAUCCUCGUAGCAGCUACCACUGUGCAUUUCCAUCUGCUGCAGGGAUGGGUGAUGUAUGUGUCCGUCAGUUCCUUUGUCAUUUCUCUGCUGCUCCUAAUGGCCUACCUGUUUGGCUUCCACAGAAACUUUCAAUCCUGGAGAAUCAUGGAUAGCCUUUACCAUGGAGCCACUGGGAUUUUUUAUAUGAGUGCUGCAGUCUUACAGGCAAAUGCGACGAUCCGUUCUGAGAAUGAAGUGGAAGAUGCAAAUAUACCCCUCUACUAUCAACUUAAUGCUGCAGCCACAUUUUUUGCCUUCAUCACCACUCUGCUGUAUAUUUUACAUGCUUUCAGCAACUACUACCACUAAAAAUCUCUGGUGAAGAAAAGGAUGAAAGAGAGUGCCAAAGAACUGCAAUUUGUGUUCCAAAAUAAAAUGGUUAAAAUGGAUCUAAGGACCGGGUUCUGUUAAAAUGACGGUCCCUCAGAAAACAAGCAACCUCUUAUUUUAAAUGAAAAAGAUACUGGGCUUUGUGAAGAAUUGUGCGUCAUUCAUUUUAUAUUGAAGCAUUCUGUAUGAAAAUGCAAUAGAAUGAGUAUAACCUGAUCCUCAAUUAUCUGGUUCUUCCCAUUGUCCAAAUUCAUGGUGUGUUCCUCUGCAUUUUCCCAUGAAAAUGCUCUAAUUUACUGAAAACAGUCUUUUUUUUUUAACAUUCUGCAUUCAGGGGACACUUUUCUCAUUCGCUUAUUGAUGGAAGAACCCCUGAAUGUUGCAGAGGAUCAUGAGAUGUGGAGCACCACAGUUGUGUCACAGAGUGUGCCCUAGAACAACACCAAAGCUCUCUCGAGGCGAUACAUCCCCACUUGGUGGUGGACAAACUGUCUUUCAGGGAGGCUUAUGUGCUGUUCAUCUCACUGAGGAACGUUAGUUGUAGAUUUUCCAGGCUGAGGAACUGAGGAACACUUGACAAGAUUCUGAGCAACCAGAAGUUUCCCUUAGCACAACUUGGAAAUCACUUAAUGGUUGGAUGUUGCACUGAGACCAUUAAGAUAAAACAGUUUAAAGUUGUAGUUAUGUUCAGCUUUGCUACAACCAAUAUACUGAUGAUUGUUUAGCAGCUGACUGGUAGGACAGAUUUGCGUAUUAGUUUUUGGCGCAACAGUACAAUCUUGAGAGGAUUUUAAUCUCAUUAGUUUUAUGCUGAAAUUAUUUCUUGGGAUUAUACCUUCAAGUAAAUGUAUGCUGUUGCAAUACUAGAAUAGGACAAAUAAAUUCCCUGAUUUUUGUAAAAGCUAGCUGUACCCUCAUGAGGAGUUCACAAGAAAUUAUUCACCAAAAGAGGGAUCCAUCUCAUGCUGUUCCAGGUCGAAACAUAAUAUAUGAAUUGGCCUUAAAUUACCUUUCAGCAAUUAUGAUAUAGGUAAGGAUUGUCUGUCCUUUGUUAUUAUAUAGCAUUUUUGUUUCAGUGGGAGACAUGAAGUAACUUAUUGGUAAAUUUGUAUGUAUGUUAAAAUUUCUUUCAUUUUGUAUUGCUCUUUUAGUUAACUAUCUUUUGCCAAGACAACAUGACUAACUUUUAUCCGGU